GAGCAGCCCCCGCUGGUGGGCACUUUCUGCUGUGCGCCUGUGCCCUUUGCUUGGAUGGUGGCGGCGAGGGUACUAAGACAACAAAAAAGAGAUAGAAAAGCUCAAGCCUACGUAUACUUGUACACACACACACACACAAAUAAUAUCCUGGUGCGUCUUUAGUGCAGUGCAGGCACACACACACACACAACAUCCACUCCUUUGCAGUACUACGAGCAGCAUGUGAGAUGAGAUGAGCAGCACCGUCCUGCAUCCAUCCCCUCCCCUACCAGUAAUGUACCAAACCUCUGCUGCUUUCCAUAAUAAUCAAACACCACAGUGCCAGUGGGGGUGGUGCCACGUUAACUGAAACACCACCCCACACCACUUCAACACCCCACUCCUCUUCCUCACUUUGCCCUCUCUCUCUCUCUCUCUCUCUCUCUCUCUCUCUCUCUCUCUCUCUCUCUCUCUCUCUCUCUCGGAGCCGUAGCCAUGGCCUGAGCAGAGCCUGCUGCUUCCUCUUCCUAGGCAACCGUCUUCUUCAGGCCUGGCUCCGAUGGAGUGGAGCGGUGCACGGAGUUCUGCUUGCGGGUGGUAGUGGUAGAGGUAAUUCCGCCGCCUUUCGCUGUAGCCAGCAAUUCUCUUGUUUCUCGGGAGCUUCCCUCGAGUUCUUGGCGCAUGCAGAGUUCAUGUCCACCGUAGUCUUCUAUCCACCGUCUCGGUUCUCUGAAUAGCCAUCCAGUUCUCUCUCUGGGCAUGAUUCGUUUCGAGCCCCCAGAUUGUUCCAUCGAGUUAAUAAAACCUCUCCUUUAUCAAUAAAGAAAAGUAAUGGUACUGGAAUUCUGAUGUGGAACCACUUUGCUCGGUUGGUGUCUACUAUGCUAAAGCAUGCUUGCAUGUUAGUCUCGUCUAAGUUCCGUCAUGGUUUCUGUCUCCUUCCUUCCUUCCUAUGCUUGGUCACAUAAGAUUACUUUAAUCUCUGGUCCAGAUGCUUUCGCUAAUGUACCAAGCCAAAACAAGUAAUUUCGUGGCGCGGCAUCAGAUAAGCUUCGUAUUCUUCUAUGCAGAGAGUAUUUACCAGCGAGAGCCGUUCUCCUGCGAGACAGAGAAACCAAGUGACGUGCGGGUGAAAAGACUGUUGCGAGAUGAACGACAAGGAGAUGAUGUGCCAGGAGCAGUGCGACGAGCUGUCCGAGACCGAGAUCAGCAGCCAGGAGGCGUCCAACUCCUCCGGCCCGGUCAGCCUCGACCUCUCGCUCUCCGUUACCGACAACAGCAACGGUAACAACAGCAACAGCGGCGGCGCGCAGGCCGACGCCGCCCGCGAGCCGUCCCGCGUGUUCACGUGCAACUACUGCCAGCGCAAGUUCUUCAGCUCGCAGGCGCUGGGCGGGCACCAGAACGCGCACCGGCGGGAGCGCACGCUGGCCCGGCGCGCGCUGCGGCUCGACGCAGCGGGCCCCUACUACGGCUACGGCUACGGCUACUACGCCGACGUGGCGUCGCUGCCGCUGUACGGCUCCUGCCUGUACCCCAUCGGCAUCCAGGCGCACGCGUCGGCGGCAGCGCUCCCGGAGCACGAGGACGCGCGCGCCGGCGCCGACGAGCUGAGGAGGCCCGCGCGGGGGCUGCUGAGCCCCAUGCCGUUCCUCGUGGCCGACGACGAGGAGAUGCUCUUCGGCUGGCCCGGUAGCUUCAGGCCAGACGCCGCUGCGCCGGCGGACUCGGCCGGCGGCGUCGCCGUGCACGCCCGGGAGGAGCCCGAUCUGACGCUCAGGCUGUGAACUGCGAACUGAUCCGUCGACUAGACUGGUUAAUCCGUCAGGCUGUUUCUUUUCUUUUUUUAAACUGAUCGGUCCAUGUCUGGCGCUGGUCAGAUCGCGGCGGUCUCUUGCUUGACCGGAUUAUUCUUAUUGUUUCGUGGGUGCGUGCAAGAAUUUUUGUACAGCAGUUGGAUGUGCAAGAGCUCGAGAUCUCUCUUUGUUCGAUGAUCUUGCUAUGCUA
Zea mays is the source of this 1986-nucleotide messenger RNA. RefSeq names its product zinc finger protein 7. Bases 1128 to 1766 code for a protein of 212 amino acids. The record is from RefSeq and is a predicted model, not a curated record. Gene Ontology annotation, biological process: negative regulation of abscisic acid-activated signaling pathway. Lineage: Eukaryota; Viridiplantae; Streptophyta; Magnoliopsida; Poales; Poaceae. The transcript is spliced from 3 exons.